Messenger RNA from Olea europaea var. sylvestris, 2962 nucleotides. Its product is annotated as chloride channel protein CLC-d. Gene Ontology annotation, biological process: transmembrane transport; chloride transport. NCBI's taxonomy places the organism in Eukaryota, Viridiplantae, Streptophyta, Magnoliopsida, Lamiales, Oleaceae. The record is from RefSeq and is a predicted model, not a curated record. The transcript is spliced from 23 exons. Gene Ontology annotation, cellular component: membrane; intracellular membrane-bounded organelle. Bases 304 to 2700 code for a protein of 798 amino acids. Gene Ontology annotation, molecular function: voltage-gated chloride channel activity.
CUCAUGAUGCUAGACAGCCUAGAAAUCAGAGACAGGGAGAAAGAGAAACAAGACAGUCAAUUCCUUCCUCCAAACUCCUCUUCGCCUCUAAGUAAAAUUUGAGAAAAUUGAAAAAAGUUUGAAUCAUCGUAUUAUAAUUUUGUUCUAUCAACAAUUUCUUUGAAGUUGCUGAUUUUGUGUAUAUAAUUAGGGCUCCAAUUUUAAUCAAAUCAGAGCUCAACAACUGAUACACAUAUACUUAUAUACAUAUUUAUAUAUCGAUACAUUGAGAGAUAAGAAAGGGGGUUUUCGGGACUAGGGAAGAUGUUGUCGAAUCAUUUGCAGAAUGGGAUGGAGACGGCGAAGUUGCUGUGGUCGCGGCUGCCGAAUUCCGAUGCGGAGGAAGACGGUGAGGCCGUUGAAGAGCUCGGCCGAUAUGGAAAGAGUGAUGGAACCUCGGUCGAGAGCCUUGACUAUGAAGUAAUUGAAAAUUACGCCUAUCGACAAGAACAGGCAAAGAGAGGAAAACUGUAUACAGGUUAUAGUGUGGCGGUGAAGUGGUUCUUCGCUUUGCUAGCUGGGAUUGGUACUGGACUAGCUGCUGUUUUCAUCAACAUUUCUGUCGAAAAUUUUGCUGGUUGGAAGUAUUCAUUGACAUUUGAUAUAAUUCAAAAGUCCUACCUGGCCGGAUUCUUGGUAUAUAUGUUGAUCAACUUGGCUCUUGUGUUAUCUUCUGCAUAUAUUAUCACAAACUUUGCACCAGCAGCUGCAGGAUCUGGAAUUCCUGAAAUCAAGGGUUAUUUAAAUGGAAUUGAUACACAUGGUAUACUUCUGUUCAGAACAUUGAUAGGGAAGAUUUUUGGAAGCAUAGGUUCAGUGGGAGGUGGCCUAGCCCUUGGCAAAGAAGGUCCACUUGUACAUACUGGUGCUUGUAUCGCUUCCUUGCUCGGUCAAGGUGGAACAACAAAAUAUCAUCUUAGUUCAAGAUGGUUACAAGUUUUUAGGAGUGAGAGGGAUCGUCGUGAUCUUGUCACCUGUGGAUGUGCGGCAGGAGUGGCUGCUGCUUUUAGAGCUCCAGUCGGUGGUGUAUUGUUUGCGCUAGAAGAAGUGACAUCAUGGUGGAGGAGUCAGCUUAUGUGGCGUGUCUUUUUUACAUCUGCCAUUGUGGCUGUUGUUGUACGUACAGCAAUGGGAUGGUGUAAGAGUGGAAAAUGUGGGCAUUUUGGUUCUGGCGGAUUCAUUAUAUGGGACAUCUCAGACGGUCAAGAAGAUUACUCCUUUCAGGAGUUGUUGCCAAUGGCGGUCAUUGGCGUAAUUGGGGGUCUUCUUGGAGCACUAUUUAAUCAGCUUACAAUUUACAUUACUCACUGGCGGCGAAAUUACUUGCAUAAGAAAGGGAACCGUGUCAAAAUCAUUGAAGUGUGUAUUGUCUCUGUGAUAACCUCAGUCAUUUCAUUUGGAUUACCACUUUUCCGAAAAUGUACGUCAUGUCCUGAAGCAGAUCCUAAUUCCGGUAUUGAAUGUCCACGUCCACCAGGAAUGUAUGGCAAUUAUGUCAAUUUUUAUUGCAGUAACAAGAAGGAAUAUAACGACCUCGCAACCAUAUUUUUUAACACUCAGGAUGAUGCCAUAAGAAAUCUGUUUAGUGCAAAAACAGUUCAUGAAUUUAGCGCGCAAAGCCUGCUGACAUUUUUGGUUAUGUUUUACACUCUAGCUGUGGUGACCUUCGGUACUACUGUUCCAGCUGGUCAAUUUGUUCCUGGAAUAAUGAUAGGCUCUACGUACGGGCGGCUUGUUGGCAAGUUUGUUGUUAGUUUCUACGAGAGGCUGAAUAUUGAAGAGGGAACAUAUGCUCUUUUAGGAGCUGCAUCGUUUCUUGGAGGGUCAAUGCGGAUGACUGUUUCUCUUUGUGUAAUCAUGGUUGAGAUUACGAAUAAUUUGAAGCUCUUACCUCUUAUCAUGCUGGUUCUCCUUAUAUCGAAGGCUGUUGGUGAUGCUUUCAAUGAAGGCCUCUAUGAGGAACAAGCGCGACUUAGAGGCAUUCCCUUACUUGAAUCAAGACCAAAAUACCAAAUGCGGAAUAUGACUGCAAAGGAGGCAUGUGGGAAUCAAAAGGUGGUCUAUUUUCCUCGUGUUGUCAAGGUUGCUGAUGUUCUUUAUAUUUUGAGAAGCAACAAUCACAAUGGCUUUCCAGUCAUUGAUCACACAAGAAGUGGAGAAACGCUUGUUAUUGGUCUCAUUCUGCGAAGCCAUUUGUUAGUGCUUUUGCAGUCGAAGGCCGAUUUUCAACAUAGUCCACUGCCCUGUGAGUCAAGAAGUGGAACUCUGCCAAUCAGGCACAAUCUCACAGAAUUUGUUAAACCGGUUUCCAGUAAGGGAAUAUCUAUACAUGAUGUUCACCUAACUGCAGAUGAUCUGGAAAUGUACAUUGAUCUAGCUCCGUUUUUGAACCCCUCUCCAUAUGUUGUUCCUGAAGACAUGUCAUUAACAAAGGUAUAUAAUUUGUUCCGUCAACUAGGACUAAGACAUAUACUUGUUGUUCCACGUGCAUCUCGUGUUAUUGGAAUGAUUACAAGAAAGGAUUUGUUAAUAGAGGAUAAUGAAGAUUCAAAUGGUGUAGAGCUUCAAUCCACCAGUGUAAGAGCUGAGGAAGGUGACCGAAGAAAAUUUAGGAGGAGAAUAAAUGCUGAACAACCAUUACUCGAUGGUCUUCUAGUUUAAAGUUGGCUGUGUCGCUGAUGAUACCAUGGACCAAGUUUGUUUGUCUUCCUGUUUUUUAACUGUAGAUUUUAUUCUUUAUCGUCUCAAAAGUUGUACUUGGUUAUUUUAGGAAAGGUAUAUAUUGUAUUAUUGAUUAUUGCCCCUUCUUACAGGGGCAAAAAAGGAAUAGAAAUUUCCCAGUUUUAUCAGAUGUCAUGACCGCACUCCAAAUUAUUGUACCCUGCUAUAAUCAUGAAGAAAGAAUUUAGGGUGUGUUAGAUUA